UAAAAUGGAGGCGAGCGGAGGAGCGGCCGAGCUGUGGAGCUGGUUUCUACUGUCCCACCGCAGACACCUCUAAUUUAUAUUAAUGUACAUAAACCCCGGGCCUCCAUGAAGAGACCCGGCUCUGUCACAGCGGUGUGUCGGAGGGAGCAGCCCGGUGCUUGCUGUCCACAGUCGGUGUAUUUAUUCGGGUCUGGAGCGGGGAUUCAGACGCAGGACCUGAGUUAGCUCGCCCGCACACAGUCUGCUCAUCCACGGUCCGUGUCCGUCCGCCUCUCUACCGGACACGAACCAGGCGAAGACAUGUACAACACGGUGUGGACCACGGAGAAGGAGGAGGGCGACUGGAGGGACGUGAUGAUGCCGUAUUCCACCGAGCUCAUCUUCUACCUGGAGAUGGACCAGCCGCCAGCUCUUCCUCCAAAGCCGGCGAAGCCCCAGCAGCCCUCCUCUGUCGGGGUGGGAGGGGGCGGCGGCAGCAACAACGGCGCCAAGGAUGGAGGAGCAGGAGGCUCGCUGCAAGAUGCGGAGUGGUACUGGGGAGAUAUAUCCAGGGAGGAGGUGAAUGACAAGCUCAGAGAUAUGCCUGACGGGACCUUCCUGGUGCGGGACGCUUCCACCAAGAUGCAGGGCGACUACACUCUUACACUGAGGAAAGGGGGCAACAACAAGCUGAUAAAGAUCUACCACCGCGACGGGAAGUACGGCUUCUCUGACCCGCUGACCUUCAGCUCGGUGGUGGAGCUCAUCAGCCACUACAGACACGAGUCUCUGGCUCAGUACAACACCAAGUUGGACGUCAAACUCAUGUACCCCAUCUCCCGCUUCCAGCAGGACCAGCUGGUGAAGGAGGAUAAUAUUGAUGCGGUUGGGAAGAAGCUCCAGGAAUAUCACAAUCAGUACCAGGAGAAGAGCAAAGAGUACGACAGACUGUACGAAGAAUACACCAAGACGUCGCAGGAGAUCCAGAUGAAGCGCACGGCCAUCGAAGCCUUCAACGAGACCAUCAAGAUCUUCGAGGAGCAGUGCCACACGCAGGAGCGCUACAGCAAGGACUACAUCGAGCGAUUCCGCCGCGAGGGCAACGACAAGGAAAUCGAGCGGAUCAUGAUGAAUUACGAGAAGCUCAAGUCACGGCUCGGAGAGAUCCACGACAGCAAGGUGCGGCUGGAGCAGGACCUGAAGACGCAAGCCAUGGACAACCGCGAGACGGACAAGAAGAUGAACAGUCUGAAGCCUGACCUCAUACAGCUCCGCAAGAUCAGGGACCAAUAUCUAGUCUGGCUCAAUCACAAAGGAGUUCGUCAGAAACGAAUUAACGACUGGCUGGGAAUCAAGAACGAGAACACUGAUGAAGCCUACUUUGUGACUGAGGAGGACGAGAACUUGCCUCACUGCGAUGAGAAGAGCUGGUUCGUCGGGGACCUGAACCGGGUACAGUCGGAGGAGCUGCUCCUCGGGAAGCCAGACGGAGCGUUUCUCAUCCGCGAGAGCAGCAAAAAGGGCUGCUACGCCUGCUCUGUAGUUGUUGAAGGUGAGGUGAAGCACUGCGUCAUCUACAGCACGCCGCGCGGCUUCGGCUUCGCUGAGCCCUACAACCUGUACAGCAGCCUGAAGGACCUGGUGCUCCACUACCACCAGACCUCGCUGGUGCAGCACAACGACUCGCUCAACGUCCGCCUCGCAUACCCCGUCUACGCACAGAUGCCCUCCGGACGCAGAUGAACCCCACCCGUCUGCUCACACUCCCACAUAGACAACAAGCCAACCCCCUCUCGGGGAAAGGGAGAAUGGGAAGAGUGAAGGAAGGAAGGAGGGAGGGGGAGGAUUGGUUGAAGUACAAACGACCCCCGACACCAGACCCGUAAACGAUAGAUAGAAACACUUGCUGCAACACACACGUCAGCCACCUUGGAGUUAUAUAUAUUUUUACAAGAACAUUUUCGGAGGGCAUUCUUUCUAAAGACUGCUUGAUUUGCACAAGGAAGUUUUAAAUGUUUGUGAAUGUGAAAAAAAAAAUAAGCGACAGAGGGAAGGAAGGAAACGGAGUAGGCAACUUCAGAGUUUCAGGUUGACCCCGCUGCUACCUAAACUCCAGCUCAGACUUUUUACGAGAAACUCAAAAAAAAAAAAAAACCAUGCGAAUGACGACGAAGACGACAACAAAACAUUCCCAUUCUAAACCUUUUCUUUCACCUCGAAUGAUUCUAUUACUGCUUUUAGUUUUAUUUUAGUUUGUUUCUGGAGUCGUUUUCAUGUUUCAGAUGUUUCCUUUUUGUUUACUCCCAACUUUGUUUGUGGUGAAUGCAAGAGGAGACGAAGACGACGAUGAUGAUGAUGAUGGUGAUGAUGAUGUCAAGUGUCUGUUUCUGACCCUCUCCGUACGAGAAGCAGAAAUAAUGUAGCAUAACGGAAAAACAGACGCUCGUGUUGUGGAGCGUUCCUCCAUGUAGACUGCUGCUGCUGAGGGGUUAAAGGGGGAGGGUGGGGGAGUUGAACGGGGGAGUGGGAGCACAAGUGACACUAACAGUUUUGUAGAGUUGAAGGACAAAAGGUUUUUGCUUUUAUACAAACUGUAGAGUUUUGUUUUUUUUGCCAGUGUGUAAAUGGCAACGUCACAGAUUAGAACCAGAGACCAAAGUUAGUGUGAAGUGGGAGGAGCAAAGAGUCCUUUUCUUCUUUUCUUUCCCCCCUUUGUGAACGUAGGGAGGAGCUAAGAGAAACAAAUGGACGGUGUGUUUGAGACCACACAUAAAACUGAGUUUUGGAACACGUGCUUUUGCACCAAAUAGCCUUUUUUUUCUGGAAAACCAAAUGGUACGAAAACAGAAACGCCAGCAGCUCCUGUGAACGCAGAUGGUCGAGUAGGAAGCACUUACACGAGCCUUGUUUGUGACCUCGGCUCUGAACGUCGCCCUGCGCAGAAAACUGAGAUGAACAGGAACACAAAUUAUAGUUGUGGAAUAUGUUUGGUUUGAGUGUUUAGAACAAGUAAUAAUGAAAUAGCAGCAAACUCCUCUUAGGUAAUGGGGAAAGAGUAAAUAAAGUUUUAAGUGAAGUUUUUUUUAAGCGUGUUUAACCACAUUUAAAAAAGCAUUGAAGUUUCGCUGCACUCCUCAUUUUAAAUGUUUGCACAGUAAUUUGAACGACAGCUCAGAGCUCUGAGGUCACAAGCGGCUCCGCACGAGACCAGACAGGAGGAAGAUUUAAAACACUUUCACCGAAAUCCUCCGAACGGAGAGAAACCGUCGGGACCAGAAAACCUGAAAACCCAUUUUAUGUGUGGUUUAAAAAAGCCGGUGAGCGAGUGAUGACAGGCGAGUGAAUGCUACAGACUGUGGGUUGAAAACUUUGUGCUCUUUGUUAGAAAACCUUCAGAAAUAAUAAGCUUUGAUAAAUGAUGUUUUUUAUGUGCAACGCAGCGAGAGGAGGCGGAGUCCCGAGCUGAAGACACAGGCUUAAGGAGAAAAUACUGAAAACUUGAAAGAACGUGCAAUCUAGCGUUGUGUUAAUGAAGUUCAGCAAGCAGAGCGAGCGAGAGAGAGAGAGAGCGAGAGAGAGAGAGAGAUGCACUACGGUCCGAGAGAUAAUCAAAGUGCACAGUGAAGCUUCUGGAGUGAAAGUCACUUUUUGUUUGUUGGUUCUUUUUAUUUGAUUUCUGUUGAACUUGUUUUUUAAGCUCAGAACUUCUCGGCCGGUGCUCGACUUUAUAACCAGUGGAAGCAUUUUUCUGUCAAAGACUAAAACAAAUAAAAAAGCAUCACGCAAUAAAAAUGAUCUUCAAAAACUGAAGAGAAAAACAAGUUGCAUUCUAUUCUUCCUGGAGAUUCUCUGUUCGCUGAUUGGCUGAGACUAAGAAUGAGAGGGGGGGGGGGCGGAGUCACUGCCGUCAAGGUUCCUAAUAAAAAGUAAAGGGGGGGGUCAUGUGAUUCUGGUAACGGCAGCUGUUCUCACUUCACCCCACCUACCCCCCAACAACAACAGCCUGUGAGGUCGUCAACCAAAACGCACCUCCGAGACGAUGCUGGUUACAAAGUCAGACAAAGCACCGCCCCCUCCUCCUGAGCCCCUCCCCCGGUCUUCUGAGCGCGUGCGACAGGUCAAAGCGUUAAAUUGUUUGAGAAGCUGUGGAGGAAGGGGAGGAGUCACUGUGAGCGAAUGAUACAACAUUGGUUGUACCCACCACGUGUUUAUCUGCGACCGUCUCAACGGCCCCACCCCACCGUUAUCAUCCCGCCCCCGUGACACGGUCCACUCUGAUUGGCUGGAAGUGUUGGUUUGUGGAGAUGAAAGUCAUCGUCAAGUCUACACUUUAUUUCAUUUGAUCUUACGGAGACUGAAGUUUAGUGUGACCUGAAGGGGGCGGCACUAAGUCCAAUCUGUUCUGUUCUUCACGGUCAAAUGAUUAAAAUUAAACUUACGUACGGAGAAAAAUGCUGAUCGACUUAAAUCACGCAGAUAUUGUGACGCAUCACGUUUUUAAAAUAAAACAAGCGCGUGGAAACGUACGACGUCGACGUGGAGACAAAUUCCACAAAACAAAACCUAAAAAAAGUUGCCGUCAAAUAAAAAAAACUAACUUAAAUUGACGUAAAAACGUGAGAUGACUUCACAGAUCAGCUCGUUCUGAUCGUGAGAACAGAACAAAUUCGAUUUCACUCGAUCUGCUCCCGGUUGCUCCUCCUCUACAUCCUCGCGUCGCUAAGACAACGAUUGCGGAGGAAGACGGGAGCGGCGGCGGCGGCACAGCUGGACACGACCGCCUCAGCAUGAAAUGAGAUUCUUAGAGACAUAGACCAGACGAGUCUCAGCUGCGGACGUGUUACUUCUCCUUCGUUGAGAAACGAACAUCGCGAGUUUCCGUCGCUGCGAUGUCCGAGGUCUUUCAGGAGGUUUCAGAUUCCGUAAUUUUUCAGGGGACGGCCGGCGGAGCGUCGAUAUAAUCUUGAAUGUACGAGAGGAUCGGUGCGGAUCCGAAACAGGUUUUCUCUUUCCCUCUUCUCCUUGUUUUUUUGUAAAGCACCGCCGUCACAUUUGUCCGUGACGGGAAACCAGGCGAUCCAAACUCGAGGUGCUCUCAGAGAAUCAGACAUUUGGUCUCCACCCCAGUCACGAACCCUCAGGUGUUUUCAGGUCACAGAUCGACCACAACAAAGCCAGCGAUUUGAGAAACAAAGUAAAUCAGGGUUUUUUCUUCAUCGAUACUUUCAUCACUCAGUCGAUUAAGCUUCAUCCCCACGACUUUGACUUUUCUAGUGUCCCUCGUGGCUUCCUCUAGCUUAGACGACAUCGCCACCUACAGGACGUCAUAGUCUGUCCUUCCCCUCCAUCACCAAUUCUUUUAUAGUAGCUGACUUGUUUUGUUUUUUUUGCGUAGGGAACUCAUAAACAGCCCUAACUCUUAUUACUUGAACAAUAUUGCAUUGCUCACUGCUGAAUGUCUUUAUAUGGAAAUAUAGGUUUAUUAAAGAGAAACAAACGGAGGAGUUCCCUGUCGUUGGUGAGCAGCAGGUUUUUCCAGAGUUUUAUGACAGAUGUACAGUAUUCGUUACAGGCAGAGAAACUUUAGGAGGGAGGUUUAAACUUUACUCAGAGAUAUGUUCCGAUCUUUUCCUUCACUGAGGGCUCGUCUGAAAUUGCACACAUUAUCAUCUACAAGAGACUUGUGUUAAUAUUUACCUGUGAUGUCUGAUCCUGAGUCACGAUUACACGCAGAUGUCCUAUCUAUCAUAUAUAAAUAUAUCUAUAUAUAAAUACUGCUUAAAGAUAUUUCUGGUUCUUCUCAGUUGUUCUUUGACUGUUUUUUGUUUUUUUUUAAUUAUUAUUAUAAUAUUUUCGUUUCUCCCAAAACAUUUAAACCAAAGAUUUGAGUUGGUGUCGAUCUUUCAGUUGUUGAUUUGAAGGCGAUGAGUCCGAGUUUUUUUGAAACCUCCACCGCCUUGAUGUGAUCACGACUCAGACGACGACAGCAUGUUGUGUGAGUGAGUCUCGUACAGUCGAUUUGUUCAUUUGUGUUGAAAAGAGCUCAAACUGGUUCUUUUGUCAGGAAGGAUCCGUCUCUAAGGUCGUGACAGUUCUCGUUCAGCGUUGCAAAACCAAUCACGUUCGAUCGGAUCUUUUUCUUUUGUGUUGUUGGUUUAAAGUGAAAAAAGCAAAAGUCCCAGGAGUCACUGCUUCUCCUUCAUGUUACUGCUGCUGGAAAUGUCCUGUAGAAAUCUAAAGGUUUCUUUUGACUGGAUCACGACGCAACUUUGAACAUUUUGAAGAGGUGAUAAAACGAAGCCCUGAAGUCACGACUGACACGACGGGUUCUUCAUCUUCAUCAAACACGAUAUUAUCGCCUGUAAACGUGUGGAAACAUCAGAACCUCAAGAUCAACAACAUAUUAAUGUUGUGCUCACUAGAUUAUAAGAUUAGUAAUAAAAAUUAUACAAGAAGAUGAUCACAUUUUCAUUUUUUUUAAAUUAGACAAGGAAGUUAAAAUUUACACUUUUUUCUCAAUUAGAUUAAAUUCUUUCUAAACUUGAUGAUUCGAUUUACGAACAUUUAUUAUGAUUUAUUUAAGGAAACAACGUGACUUUUCAUCACUUCCUGAUCCGAGCUUUCUACAGGACAGUUUCUGUUCUCUAUCCCAUCACAACUUGCAAUAUUCCCUGUUCUGUCCGCGGGUGUUUCUGAGCGGACGAGGUUUCCGUUUGCAGUCGUACGGAAAGAAAAGCAGCUGAAAGGUUUUCGUGGGACAAACCAAAAUAUCUGUUGAUUUUUUUACUGACUGUUCGGUUGAGUUUUCACUUUGGGAAACUCAGCUUCUACUAAAAUAACUCCAGGAAACUCAUGAAGAAAACAAAGGUACAUUCAGAUUCACAGGUGCAGCCUCAGUAACACGAAGGUCCGACAAACCUACUGUUACCUUUUCUUUCUGAGCGUUUAUGCUCACUACCACCACAGGACUGUUAACAAAGCAACUGUCUGUUGUUCCUCUGCUAAAAUAUUAUUACUACUACAACUACUACAACUGGCACUCGAGCAGAUCUGCAAAGUUUUAUUUGCAGCCGGGUUUGAAUAUGUUUGUGAUUCUCACGAGGAGUCGUGUUGUGUUCUUACCACUGCUUAUCUGAUCACAGUACCCAGCACAGCUUCGAAGAGGAACAAGCUUCUUUAUAGAUAAAGUUAUAUAAAGUUCAUAUCUUCGUGAACUUUUGCAAAAACAAACUAAAAAAAAAAAAAAAAAAAAGAUUUUAAAAAAAGUGUAUAUGACACCCCUCCCCCCCCCCGUCCUCUCUUUGACCCUUUUUGACAUACGUACAGAUCCAGCAUGCAUAUUUGGUACUAUUGACUGUUGUUUUUUGUGUAUAAAAGAAAAACGGUAAAAAAGAUGUCUUUGAAAAACAACUGUUAUUUGUCUGUUGGUGGUGUAUUCAGAUCUGAAUUUAAUAUAGCGAGUUUAACAUCACUGCUUUCAGCUGGAACAAGUUCUAGUCCUUUUUGUGUCGGUUGUAAAAUGCCAUGACGACGCAACACUGAGAAAGCGGAUCGCUGUAAACACUGGGACGUCGGCCCGUAGCCCAGUGCAUUGUGGGCUACUGCGAAUGAAUCGUAGGAAAUCUAAUUAUAAGGAAAAACAAAUGAGAGUUUUGUUUUAAAUCUCGAGUAUGAACAAGUUUUCAGAAGGUCUGCUUCUCGUGUUGAAACGUUCCGGUUCUUUCUCAGUGUCGCCCUCUGCCACUCCUGCUGCCGGCUGCUCUCGGUUUUCUCUCUCUUUGAAACGGAACCUUUUACUUUCUCAUAUCGGUUGCAAUAGUUUGUUGGUUGUAGACUUUGCCAUUUGUUAAUGAGCUGAACUCAUGUACGUUUAUCAGUGGAGCUCCACCAUAUUCAGUUCUCUUGCAGAAUAAAGAAAAU
Paralichthys olivaceus (Japanese flounder) is the source of this 7899-nucleotide messenger RNA. RefSeq names its product phosphoinositide-3-kinase, regulatory subunit 3b (gamma) (gene pik3r3b). Gene Ontology annotation, cellular component: phosphatidylinositol 3-kinase complex. Lineage: Eukaryota; Metazoa; Chordata; Actinopteri; Pleuronectiformes; Paralichthyidae. Gene Ontology annotation, molecular function: 1-phosphatidylinositol-3-kinase regulator activity; protein binding. The record is from RefSeq and is a predicted model, not a curated record. Gene Ontology annotation, biological process: insulin receptor signaling pathway; phosphatidylinositol phosphate biosynthetic process.